Molecule: messenger RNA, 880 nt
Organism: Humulus lupulus (European hop)
Lineage: Eukaryota; Viridiplantae; Streptophyta; Magnoliopsida; Rosales; Cannabaceae
Exons: 2
Coding region: 233-682 (149 amino acids)
Source: RefSeq, a predicted model, not a curated record
AAAAAAAAGAGAGUCGUUAGUUUUCGCAAUUGACUAGCACUUUAGACGUCAUUGGGGUUGGCUAGUUGGUUCGUUCCUGGUCCACAGGCUUUUUACUCUUUGCUUUUGUUCUAAGUUUUCGCCAUUCAAAUAAAUAGCACCACAAUUUGAUUGACUCCUCCAAAAUAUUUAAUCCGAGAUCGAUCGAUUCAUUCCAUUCUAUUUUAAUUAAAAACGACUUGAGACUAACAUAAUGGAAGCUGAAGCGAAUGCCGUUAACAAGUUCCAGACGAGGCUGAAGGCUCACGCGCCGCCGUGUCUUUUGCUUGAUCAGAUCAUAUCAAUGGCCGCGGUAGCCGCCGAGCCUAAUUUCCCGGCUAAUUAUUCUGAGAGCGAUUCUUGCAAGGCGAUUCCAUUGCUAUCGCCGCUUAUUCUUUCUCCCAACACUGAUGAUGAUGAUGGUGAUCAGGAGCAAUUAGUUAAUGGGAAGGACACUAGUAUUGGUGGAGAUGAUGACGAUAUAUAUAAAGGGGAAGAUGAUAAAGAUGACGAUCAACGAGAGGACGGCGUAGUGGCAGAUGACGACGCCGUUACACCUAAGAAUGGGUGGCAAAAUCCGGCUGUUCCGAAUUUCGUUGAUCAAUCUUCCUUGUUUAGUUUCUUUCAAUCGCAGUGCAUUAUUGCCAACCAAGCUCCAUCAUAAUUAUGUUUUUUUUUCUUUAUUUCAGAUAUUUGUUUCUGAAUUGGUUUAUAAUUAUUAUUAUUAUUAUUUUAUUGUUAUUGUCUGCUUUUAGUUGAACUUCAUGCCUAUCUCUUUUUCUGUACAUAACUUAAUAAAUGUGUUUUUAGUGUGAUAAAUGUAUAUGUCAUACCAAUUACACAAAUCAUUGCAUUAGUAUAA